AUGGGGUCGUUCUUAGUGAACGGCAUCUCAGCUAUGGUAUUAUUUGAUUCGGGGGCUACCCGAUCAUUUGUGUCGCUCGCGCUUAGCAAGCGAUUUACCAGGGCUCCGGGGGAGCUGGAUUAUCCACUCGACGAGGAGAUAGUAGAUGAUAGGACCAUCAGGGUCGCAAGAGUUCAUAAAGGAUGUACACUGCAGUUAUUUGAUGAGCAGUUCCCAAUAGAUUUGGUUCCUAUUCCCCUGCGAGGGAACAAGUUGGUGAGGGUUCGCACUCCUAGUGGGGGAGAGUUAGUGAUUCAGGGCGAGAGGCCACAACGCAGACUGAUUCUUUGUGCAACAGCGAGAGCGAGGCGCUAUUUCCAGCAGGGUUGCACGGGGUACGUCGCCUAUGUUAUGGAUACUCGGAAUAAGGGUAAGGCGACGGUUGAUGAUGUACCAGUGGUACGAGAGUACCCGGAUGUAUUCCCGGAGGAUUUGCCUGGGAUACCUCCUGAGAGACAGGUUGAGUUUCAGAUUGACAUGGUUCCUGGUGCGGCUCCGAUAGCCAAGGCACCGUAUCGGUUGGCUCCUCCCGAGAUGUAG
This is a messenger RNA of Lactuca virosa, 579 nucleotides long. The record is from the annotation of a GenBank genome assembly. Lineage: Eukaryota; Viridiplantae; Streptophyta; Magnoliopsida; Asterales; Asteraceae.